AUGGCACCGACUAAACUUAAGAUCAAGGGCAAUAAAGCCUUUUCACUUUUAUCAACUAUUGAUACCGAUGAAGAUUUAUCAAAAACUUGGCGUUUAAUGACAAAAGUCAAAGAUGCCUUAGAAUAUGGAAUGCGUUUAGAAAAUUUAUCAUGGCGUCUUUGGUUUAUGCACCACCUUAUGGUACAUGAUCAAAAAACCAGAAAUCAAUUUAAAAAAUUACAAAAUGUAACUACUAAAAAAUUAGAAAUAGAAAAGGCUACUGAACUUAAAGACUUACCUGUUCCAAGUUAUCGGCCUAAAUCUCAAGAUACUGUAGUUGAAAAGAAAGGGAAGAAGAAGGCUACAAAAAAGCUCUCCACCCCUAUAAUGCAAUCAAAAAAGGAUGAUGAAAAUAUCGCCAAUGUAACUUCUAUUACUGAAUCUUCUACUAUCGAUAUUGACGAUGGUAUACUUGUUAAUGUUGGUCAUGAUGUUACCCAUGAUGAUGCUGAAGGUGUUCUUUCAACGAUUAAUGAUAGUAGAUCUUUUGAAGAUUUAUGGAACGAUGUACAUAGUCGCAAUUUAUAUAAUCUACGUCAAUACACUAGCGAUCAAGAUCCAUUUCAAGUUGUUUCAUUACCUAGCGUUUUCGAUCGCAUUAAUGCUCAAGCUAUAUUACAUCCUAAUCAUCUACCUAUAAUGCAGCUUGAUUUGGAUCAAAUGAUUGGUGUUUAUACUAUAUCUCCUGAACCUUCUGAACCAAAUUCUCCUACUAUGGAAUGGUACGACAACAACAUUUUACCGCCUGACACAAUCACUCAACAAACGUCAACCUUGCAAUAUCCAAUGUCUAAUUCUGUUUACGUUCCAAGAACUACUGGAGGUUCUCCCGUUAAUUCUGCUUCUAUUAACUCAAACUUAAUAACGCCAAUUA
Messenger RNA from Dentiscutata erythropus, 913 nucleotides. Lineage: Eukaryota; Fungi; Glomeromycota; Glomeromycetes; Diversisporales; Gigasporaceae. The record is from the annotation of a GenBank genome assembly.